UGGACUUUGUGUGAACUGCAUGCUUUGUAGAACGCGCAUGCGUAAAAGAUUGUAAACACUCUCCGGAAUGUUUUGCUUUGGGGGCUUUUAUGCUAAUUUUGCAUAAUACGUUUGCAAGGAAAUCCCAGUUCGGGUAAAGUGAACGGGUUAUAAGGAGCUGUAUGUGAACUCACAGAGUGACUAAACCCGCUGACGUUUGAGAAGGACCUAAACAUUCAGGGCAGACUUGACACCAAUGAAGGGGCAACAGAAAAGCCCUGAUCCACAGGUGGAUGUGCCUAUCAUGGAGGAAGGAGCUAUUGCUACAGCUGUUGAUCCAUCUGCUAUUGCCACGAUACAGUCAGCUGCAACGUUUUCUGCUGAACAGCCAAUAAAGUACGUUUUCAAAACGGAAGGAAAUACCGGGCAGGUGACGUAUCGAGUGAUCCAUGUAGCUGACGGGCAAAUGGAGACUCAGGCAGAUGGAGCUGCAGCUGUUAGUGUUGUGACUGGCUUCCCUACAGCAACGCAGGCCGGGACACCCCCUGUAACACGGGCUGUGUACUCUCAGGCUGAGGGUCUGGAGACAGAGGCCACUGAGGGUCACUACUACUAUCCGUCCUCUAUCAGUGACACAGCCCCAGCUGCCAUAGUAACCAAUGUCCAUGCAGCUGAUUCGCUGCUCUCGCAACCUACUUCUGCAGGCCAACUCUAUGUGAUGAUGUCACCACAGGAAAUGUUAGGCACAACCAAUCAGAGUAAGGCAGAGACGCCUUGCACUUCAAGAGAUGACAAGAGGAGAGCACAGCACAAUGAAGUUGAACGUAGACGCAGGGACAAAAUAAACAAUUGGAUCGUCCAGCUGUCUAAAACAAUCCCUGACUGCACUAUGGACUCGGCCAAAACAAGCCAGAGUAAGGGUGGGAUCCUAUCAAAAGCCUGUGACUACAUUCAGGAGUUGCGCCAAAGCAAUGCUCGAUUAUCAGAGGAGCUGGAAACACUGGACAGGCUUAGGCUGGACAACCAGCUCCUCAGACAAGAGGUGGAAGACUGGAAAUCUAAGAAUCAGAUGCUUAGAAGCCAGCUAAGGCAUCAUGGUAUAGUCACUGCGUCGAGCAUGGACCCUCAGUGAAGCCCUGCACGUCCUCGAUUGCAUCUCCUUCCACCACAGGCUUAUAAUGAAUUAAGCUUAAGCAGCCCUGCACUCAGCAAUCUUUGAAGAGCACUCUUUAAAGGUUGUCUGACAGAAUGUGUUUGGACUUGAUUUUGAGUCUAAUUUGCCUUAUGGCUGAUAAUGUUGGGUAAGACUAUGAAUUAUAGAGAAGAUAAUUGAUUUUAGAUAAGCUUGUGAAAGCUCCAUGUUCCCUGUGCGCUCCUCAUAGUAAAGAUUGAUGGACAGAUAACGCACGGGUAGCUCAACUGCACUAAAAUACGUUGUUGUUGUUCUUGAGUAAGAUCAAUAGUUUCUAAAGAAUCAUUUAUUUUUGUGUCUUACUGGAUAAUAGAUUAGUGUGAUAAUAGGAAGUGCAGCUCAUUUUAUGACUUCUGAAUCAAAAUCGAAAGCAAAAGCAUUUGUGCUACUGAAAUGGUCUGAGUUACAGGAAUUAGAGAUGUCUGUCAGCGUGAACAGAUUCUUUACAGUGGUGGUUAUUGAUGUAAUUGAAAAUUUUGUACUUGGUAACAGGGUCAGAUUUCCUUCUUCUGAAAUAAUGUGUGUUUUGAAAUAAUGGAUCCCUACCAGAGUCAGGAAAAUAUUCUCCAAAAUGUUUGAUAGUUCUUUCAGCUGUACAAAUAUGCUGUUGAGUCAUAUGGGAUAGAUUUAAUUAUAGUGAUGGUAAACUAUCUUUGUAUUUAUAUUGGCAAUAUACAGUAUAUUGCCAUAUAUUUAGUUAACUUAG
Messenger RNA from Pangasianodon hypophthalmus (striped catfish), 1877 nucleotides. RefSeq names its product upstream transcription factor 1, like (gene usf1l). Lineage: Eukaryota; Metazoa; Chordata; Actinopteri; Siluriformes; Pangasiidae. The record is from RefSeq and is a predicted model, not a curated record. Gene Ontology annotation, biological process: regulation of transcription by RNA polymerase II. Gene Ontology annotation, molecular function: protein dimerization activity; DNA-binding transcription factor activity, RNA polymerase II-specific; RNA polymerase II cis-regulatory region sequence-specific DNA binding. The coding region runs from base 236 to 1111 and encodes 291 amino acids. The transcript has 11 exons.